UGCCUUCACUGCAAGAACAGCAUUGUAAACAUGUGUUCAUGUAACUAGUCUUAAAGAAAAUCUGCAGUUAGAGCAAAGUGAGGAUGGAGGAGCUACGUCUGCUUUACAGUUAGAAUAAAUACCUUCAGACAUUUUAUAAUAUAAUUAACCAGAGAACAGAAAGCGGCCGUACAAGGACUUAUUUCUCUUCCACCAGCUGCCUCUGGUACUUCAGUCUCCUCUGAUCCUCGUGAACUGUAAAACCUUCUAAAAGAGUUCAACUCAGUGACUCUACUGCUGGGAUUUAAGGCACUCUUCACUUUAUUAUCCCCAACAAGUUCAUGUUGCUACUUCUUUAAUGUCCACUACAUUAUCGCUGAGGUUUGAGGUCCGUACCUGCAUAUAAAAUAAGAUUACAGAAACUGUAACAUGAGGUCACUAUGAGAACCCCCGCAGACCUGAUGUGCUGCUCCACAUUCCUACUGUACAUUCAUCUCUACAUGUGACAAUGUGGCACAGGCAAAAUUAAUCUCCUUACAUUAGAAACCCUGAUUUCUGUUGCCUCCCAGGAAGUCCCACAGAGUGACCGAACCCUGGAGAAUACAGCAUGAGCAGAAAACUACUUUUCACUCAGUUUUUAUUACAUCGGCUCAAGAUUAUUUGAAACUGGAGGAAAGAGAUGAAAUGGAAGUUGAUAACUAUAAAGACGGAACAAAAUGUAGUAAUGAAAUGUACUAAUGUGGAAAGAAUGAUACAAAAACAAUAUAAGCACACAGUCUGGUGAAGAAAUGAAUAACAAAUAACUUAAGUAGUGAGAACUGUGUGCUUUUGUUCAUUCGACACUUUUUAAACCUGUGCAUCCAUCACGCAAUACAUGCAAUACAAUCUGCUUUCUCCCAAUCCCAACAAAGGAAAAACCACACACAUAUAGAUAGCCAUAGAGCCCGCCCUCUCAGUUCAAACCGGCCAAUCAGGUCGGCCCUUUAGCAAAAUAUACAUUGUUUAAAUCUCAUCUUAAACAUCACAAGGCCUCAGUACAUUCUUCAACAUGUUAACCCAAAUACGGCAAUCUCAAAACAACAAAACUACCACUACAUCCUUCAGUAACCUAAUUAGCUGCCAACACAUUACCCAUCAAUCAACUAAUUACCUCAUAGAGCCCGCCCACUCACACACCACAUAAAAUGCCUUCAGCUGAGGGGUGCUUCCUCUUUAGGCACUGGCACAAGAUGGCUUCCACACAGGACUCUUAUUCAGGUUAUGGCUUUCCUGACACCUUGACUAUUAAUAUGUUUAAACUUGUUUCAAAUGCAACAAAUGUUACUUUGUCUCGAUCAAUUGAAAUUAGAACCAUAAACUAAAUAAAGAACUGGAAACCUGUCUACCUUACUGAACAGAAAGGCUAAGCAAAUUGUCAGUGAGGGAGUUGGUGCUUCAUCAGUCUCUUUUGGAAUCUACUUUUGAAAAAGCAAAUCUGCCACAGUAACAGUAGUAGUUGUGGUUUCCACCCCCGGCUGUUUUCAUGAGGGCUGGCAGGUCACAUCCGCUCACAUUACAGGAUAGGGCACCUUGCAGAAAGCUCCACAGUAGCAAUAUAAUGGCAGACAUUUUUUUUUUAUCACACAGAGCCAGAUUUAACUUCAAAGCACAAGAGUAUUUAUUGCAACAUGUUUUGUCCAUGCGUGCAUCACCCCGCAGGACGGUACACUGCAACACAGCAUCGAGAUAUGAACCCAAUCGGAUUGAAUAAUGGAUGGAGUCAGCCACCCACAGGCUGCAGGGGAAUAUCAUGGCUGCGUCACUUGCACAGGGAGGGAGGAGGGCUGGGUGGUGGCUUUUACACACUGCAGUAGGCAGAGAGAGGAGAGAGUACGAGGGAGACCUGCAUGCAGAGAGCCGACAGAGGGAUAAUAAACAUGUCAGCCUCCUGGAAGCAGCUCUUUUUUCAGAUCCUCCUGCUUCUGGUCUCCUGCAGACACAUCAAUACAAAGACACCCGGCCCAAUGCCCCCGCCACUGAUUCCCAUAAGUCAGCUGCCUUCAGAUGUCAGGAGCGUUGUUCUUAAAGGUGAAAGUCAGACGGAGAAAGUUGAACUGUUGAACCCUGUCAAUCUGACACUGGAGUGUACCUGGACAGGUAAUCAGGAUAAACUACCAAACAUAACUGGGUUCUGGAGAAAAGAUGGGGAUGAAGUUGAGAACAGCCGUCUCACAGUGCAGAUGGAGAACGAUCAGUAUAAUAUGAAACGAGUGUUCGGCAUCGUCAGUGAAGAAAACCUUGGAAGUUACUCAUGCGUGUUUGGAAGUAAAGCAAAAAUAGACUUUGUUUUGGCAGGUACAGAUCACCUCCACAGAUCAGGUGAUGUGCGAGACAAGCCGAUGGUCAGCUAUGUGGGGGACUCUGUGGUGAUUGAAUGUAAAAUGGAGGAAACAAAACCGAAGCCCAGCACCUGGAACUGGUACAGAGCAAAUAAUACAGACAAGGAGCAGAUUUUCGCUGAUGAAGAGCCUCUUCGGUAUGAAAUCAAAAACGAAGAGAGGAAGACCAAACUGGUGGUGCACAACCUGACGGAGGCUGACGGAGGCUUGUAUUACUGCGGUGCGGUGUACGCCAUCAGCACUGCAAUGAGCCACGUCGAGCUGAAGGUCAUCAGCUUCCAUGAGCCUCUGAAGCCCUUCUUAGCCAUCGUGAUCGAGGUGAUCGUCCUGGUCGCCGCCAUUCUGCUCUACGAGAGAAGUCAGUCCAAGAAAGACUUAACAGCAGAAAAUGGGACUGCUGACCCAACAAAUGCCCUGACUCAGGGAGAAAAUAACGGACCAGAAGAAGGUUCUUCAACGAGACAGCGGAAAGUUUAAAAGCUGCAACUCCAACAGAGCCGAGCUUCUUUAAAACUGUUUUGCUUAUCUUCAAAUGUGAAUUAUAGCUUCAAAGCAAUAUCUCAUCAACUAAUUGCAAUAACCACCACUUAAUAAUAUUUUCACUUGUCAAUGUUUUUUAUUUUUAACCAACUAUGCUGUCAUAGCAGCUAAAAGAUCAAAGCAUUUACCUUCUGUGUAUUUUCUCUAUUCAACCCUGUAUGCACCCACUUCCUGUGGAAAAACUGAAACGCUUCACAAUGCCUUUGACACUUCUCUCAAAAAGGAAGUGCACUUUAUUCAUUUUUGGCAACAACAUAAACCUCAAUUCCUCUUUACUUGUUAUUCAUGUAUUAUGGUGUGUGAGUAGUGCCUUACACUCUUAAAAAGCACUUAAGUAACCCUACAAAUGUUGCGUGGAACGAUUGUUGCUUUUCAGAGUUUGUCCAUGAAGCAAUGUGUGCCCAACAUACUGUAUAUUAAUAUGUAUAUCAAUCAUCAUAUAUGCAGAUGCUUGUGUCUUUUCAUGUUAAUGUAUCAGAAGACUAUCAGAAAAGUUGUUUCCACUUAAUCACACACACACAAUAGACAAGUCAGUCACUGCCUGGAAUAACUUUCAAAGCCUUUGUGUAAGCCAAUAAAGAGACAGUGUUCUUUAAGAGUCUGUUUACAGGUCUUGUGAAAAUAAGUUGUAUGAAUCCUUCUGUGGCUCCAGGUGGACAAGGAGGAAGAAUAUGUAGAAUAAAAGGAUAUAUCUGCUGAUGCGUCGGUUUCAUUCGCCUUUCUUAAGUCUAAUGUUACAGGAGCGCAAUGCUAAAUUGGUGUAAUACUCUUUAAAGGGAAGUGGGUGCAUGUUAAAAUGUCUUAUAAAUGUUAACAAUUUUGUACUUAGCACUGACAAACACACAAGUGUCAAUUUGAAAAGCAUGUUUUUAUUUUUGCAUAAAUACAGUCGGCAGGAUAAUAA
Molecule: messenger RNA, 3801 nt
Organism: Cottoperca gobio
Lineage: Eukaryota; Metazoa; Chordata; Actinopteri; Perciformes; Bovichtidae
Gene: emb
Product: embigin
Exons: 9
Coding region: 1866-2834 (322 amino acids)
Biological process (GO): cell-cell adhesion
Cellular component (GO): plasma membrane; cell-cell junction
Molecular function (GO): cell adhesion molecule binding
Source: RefSeq, a predicted model, not a curated record